AAUUAAAACAUGAGUUUAGAGAAUGCUAUUGUAUAGUGGCUAAACAAAUAUUAAUAAUUAAAUAUUUAGUCUUUUGAUAGUUUGGCUGAUGGUAAAUAUAUAUAUUUUAGUAAGGUUGUGCUUUUAGUUAGUUGUUGAAUUUAGUUGAUCCUACAUUCUUUUCUUUAGCAAGUGCAAAAAGCCUAAAAAUUGAUGCUGAUGUUUAAAAAGUUCAAGGUCAUUUGAUUGAAAUGCUACAAAAAGUUUAAUAAUAUCGAACCAAUAUUUAAUGCAAACCACCUGAUUAUAUAGAGAUUGAUGUUUUUGAAAUCACGGUAAAAUAAAAUAGGCAAUAAAUUUUGGCAUUAUUUGAAUUAAUUCUGAAAGUUAUCCUUUCUUCAAAUAUUAGAGGAAAAUUUAUUGAGCCUAUUUUAUUAUUAUAAGAAAAGGAUUAAGAAACAUUAAUGCAUUUUCUUAAAAAUCAUUUAGAUGAAGUAAUAUAAAAAAAUAUAAAUUAAAGUCAGAAAAUUAGCCUAAUGAAUGGCAAGAGGAAAACUAUAUUCAGAGUUUAGUCUAAAAGAUGGAUGAAAUUGAAUAUUAAAAUACAGAGCUUAAAUAAUAGCUAAAUGAAUAAGAAGAAAAAAAAAAGUCUUUAAAAAGUGCUCUAGAUGAUGCAUUAGUCUAAUUGGAAAAUAAAGAUAUGGAAAUCAAAGCAUUGACAGAAUCUAAAUGUCAUUUAGAAAAAUGUACAAAAAUCUUUUUUUUAUUUUAAGGUUUGGAAGAAAAAAUGGAUUUUUAACAUGAGUAUAAAGAGAGUGAAAAAAUUCAUUAAAAAUGUUUAGAACAAGAACACAAGUUGGCAUAAUAUGAAUUAUAAAUUGAAGAUUUAAAAAGGAAAGAAAUUUAAUUUAUUUAACUAAAAGAAGAAUAUUAACAAUAUAAAUAGAAAUUAUAAGAAAAUGAAAAGUUAGAAUAGAAAAUUGAAAGUGUAAGAAUAUAUAAAUAUAAUUAGCUACAAGAAAGAAGAGAAUUAGACAAAGAUGUUUAUUAAAAAGGAAAAGAGAGAUAUGAAAAAGAAAUAGCAAUAUUAAAACAGAAUAUGAAAGAAUUAUUAUUAUAAUAAUCUGAGUUAAAGGAAUCUAAAUUAAAUUUAGAAUUAGAAUUACAGUCAAAAUAGGCAAGGUAUGCAAGAUCAUAAGAACAAAUUAAGACAAUGGAAACAGAAUAUGGAUAGAAAAUCAGAGAGCUUUAAGAUUUGCUUGAAACUUUACAUUAGGCUGAGGAAGAAAUGCCUAAAAUUAUAAGUGCUACUGAUAAGUAAUUGUCUUAAGAAAUGAAACUAUCAACUAAUAUGAAAACUGAAAAUUUUGAAAGAGAGUAUUACAUAAAAGAAAAUCAUAAAUUAGAAGACAAAAUAAAAGAGCUAUAAGCUAAAAUUAAUGAAAUGCAAAUGGAAGAAGAAAGUAAGAAUUAGAAAAGCAAAUUCGAAUCUUAGCUUUAAUAGUCCUAAUAGAUUUCAUUAUUAACAGAUAAAAUUAAAUAAUUUUAAGAGCAUAACUAAUAAUUAAAAAAACAGAAUGAAGAGCUGAAAAAGUAAACUUAAAUCAAAAAAGUCACAUAAAUUGAUUAUGAAAUAAGUGUACUUUCUUUAUUGUCAGAAGCUUUAUCUAAAAAAGUGAAAGAGUUUAAAGUUUAAGAAAGAGAUAUGUGA
Molecule: messenger RNA, 1690 nt
Organism: Paramecium sonneborni
Lineage: Eukaryota; Ciliophora; Oligohymenophorea; Peniculida; Parameciidae
Source: the annotation of a GenBank genome assembly